AUGUACCUAAAGUUAGGGAGCAGAAAAACAAUCGUCGUCUCGUCACCAGAUAUUGCCAGACAAGUACUACAAAAACAUGAUCAAGUCCUUUCUUCUCGAACAAUUCCAGCAGCAGCAGCAGCAUAUGAUCAUUUCAAGAAGUCUGUGGCCUGGUUGCCUGUGGCUAACCAGUGGCGAAAUCUUCGUAAAAUUUGUAAAGAACAAAUGUUUUCAUCACAUAGACUUGAUGCAAGUCAGAGUCUUCGUCAAGAAAAAUUGAAGAAAUUGUGCAACUAUGUGCAUGACUGUUGCAUUAAUGAUCAAGUAGUUGAUAUUGGUGGUGCCGCGUUUAUCACAUCACUUAAUCUCGUGUCAGCCACCCUUUUCUCAGUUGAUUUUGCUCAAUUUAAUUCCAAUUCUUCUCAAGAAACAAAGGAACUUGUACGGGGUUUAAUGGAAGUUGGAGGGGUUCCUAAUCUUGCAGACUUCUUCCCAGUUCUCAAAUUCAUCGACCCACAAGGUAUUCUGCACAAAUCCAAAAGUCACAUUAGCAAAGUAUUUGUAAUAUUUGAUGAUUUGAUCAAUCAACGGUUGGAGUUGAGAAGCGAGUCGCUGGAUCAUUCAAUGAGAAACGAUUUACUUGAAGCCAUCCUGAAUUACAGCCAAACAAACGAAUCCGAAUUAACCUUGGAUAUUCUAAAACAUUUACUUUUGGUGAGUAAAACAAGUUUAUAG
Fraxinus pennsylvanica is the source of this 714-nucleotide messenger RNA. The record is from the annotation of a GenBank genome assembly. NCBI's taxonomy places the organism in Eukaryota, Viridiplantae, Streptophyta, Magnoliopsida, Lamiales, Oleaceae.